AUUGCAGUUAUUUUUGUUCUUACUAUUUUUGUAUUCUUAUUAAAUAGUGUAACUAAAUAAGACGGUACUAACGCUCAAUUCAUAAUGAACAUUUCCAGUUAAGCUUAUCGUAGUUGCAUCGUGUGUGGAGCUCGCGGAGUCGUAUGAUAAGAACGUUAAGCCGUAAGAUUGGAACGCUUCUCUAAAUCUUAAAUUUUCGGAGACUGGAUUAUAAAUAUGGCAGACACAACAUCAACUGCAAAGGUGAGCCAGAUAUUUAUUUCUGCUGGUGAAGCAUUUACAAAGCUUGCAGAACUAACCAUGCAAAUUAAUACACAAGUCGAAACUCCACCUGGGGGACAGCUAAAGACUGCAAUCAAACGAAAAAUUUAUGCGGAAGCAGGAAUUCCUAUAAUCAAAAAACAACAACAAGGCCGAAAACGAACGUCAACUAAUGAUGGUGUGAGUUCCACCAACUUGCCUGCAGAAACUGUCACUUUUGAUGACUUCACAAGCACCUUGGAUGGAAAUGAAGCAAAAAAAUCAAGACUUUCUGUCGGCAAACAUUUAAGUACUUCCAGCACAACGCAUGCAAAUGACAGUGGUCUUGUUGACGUGGAGAAUUUGGAAGAAUCAAACUCUUCUACUAAAAAAUUUGACCGCUUUAUUGGUUCACAAUUGGAACGUCAAUCAGUCAGCGAUUUAAAUGAGCUUGCUGUUAGUAAUCCACCUCCUCUACCUCCAUUUGAUCUUGUUUCUGAUCCUUGCUGACUUUAAUACUAAUAUCUUUUUUGAAAAUUUUAAGUUGAAGUUGUUUUAGUGCUAUUAAAUACUAAUAGCAAGAAUUGUCUCUGAAAGCUUUCGUAGUUUUCAGACCCCAAGUUUUAUAUUUGUUGAAGUGCUGAAAAUCUGUUUCCCAUUUAUCUCUUAUUGUCAUGCGUUUUAAAUUAUGACACAAUUUAGUUGUAUUUCUUGUAGUUUUUUGCCCCCUCUUACGGAAUAAAAAUUGUUAACAUCAAUAGGAAAAUACAUGCAGGUGAGUACUGUGUGCAUGAAUAAAAAACAAAGAAAGGUAAUACCUUUGUUUUGUGGGACUAACGAUAAACCUUAGAAUUACAUGUGGACCCUAAAGUGUUUUUAGAACAAUGUCAUCGUUCACGAUCAUUCUGUUUGCAUUGAUUGUGUGUAGUAGGCUUAUUUCUAAGCAGUAAAACAAUGUUGUAAACAUUUGAAACUAAUCAACCAAACACCGUAUAAUAAGACAAAUUUGAUUACGCAUUAGAGAAUAAAGAGGUAAAUAUUAUAAAUACCUAAACAUAUGAUGUAAUCGCCGACGUUUAAAAGGUAAAUAUUAUUUGUUGUUAGUAAUAAAGAUUGGCCUUAACACUAGGUUGCGCUUUCAAGGCAACAAGGGGACGACACAGGCGCAGCUAACAUCUGUUGCAUGUAAAUUUUCGUUUCUCUGUUAGUACAUAGUUUUGUAGCUUAGGUUCCUAACAGCAAUAUGAAUCAACAAACAAACCACAACGACCUCGAGACGACCAAUUCCAAUCAAUUGGUCAACGAUAACAAUUACACCGAAGAUAUUAACACAAGAAUGAAAGUACCAACCAAGUUGUCAGCCUUGCAGGAAAACGGAGAUGAUUACCCAGCACCAUAUCAACAAAUGUCAACAUUUUCUGCAGAUCAAGAAAGGUACAUUGCCGCAAAUCCUGCCUUGAGGAUGGAAGUCCCCGAAAGAAUUGUUGUAUCAGUUGGUGAGAGUGGGUCAAAGUUCUCAGCCGGAGAUGCAAGGUCUAGUUCCCCUCUGUUUGACCAACCUUAUGCUGCUACUGUUUCACUAGCCACCCCUCCCCGGGUUUUAACUGUGCAAGAUAGUCCUUUGUACAGGAACUCUGAGGAGACCCAUUCUUCACACAAAGCAAAUCAUUCCACUGACUCAUUGCUUGCUGUAAACAAGCCUUGCGUUCAUAAAGAUGUGAUCGUCCCCAAAUUACUUAGACCAAAUGUAUUGGACUUGAAUCAAGUUAAAGUGAAACCUGUAAUGGGAGCUAGUGAUGCAGCGGAUGCAUUCAUUAAUCCACACCAACUUUUGGACAACUUGCAAAAAGAGAGCAAAAAAUUUUAUGAGCAAGUCAUGGCAAAGUUGAGACAAACUGAAAGUGAUGAUUCGGACUCUGAUACUGACGGGUAUUCUGAUCAAAUGGCUCUCACAGACCUUUCAUCCACAGAAGAUCUUGAUGAUGUUUCAUUGAUGAAAAAACAGAUCUUCAAGCUUCAUAGAAGAAUUACAGUGUUGGAAAAACACCAGUCUGAUACAAAUCGUAUAAACUACUGUGUUUAUGGGUUCACUGUUGCUUUCUGGUUGCUCAACGGAUGGUUUCUUUACAAUCAUAGACGUCUUUAUUAAAAUCUCUUCAACAAAUCAAAAUGAUCUUGGUUACUUUUAUUUAUUGUUGCACUGCCGGCAAAAAAUCAUCUUUAAUGCAGCUUGAUGAAACACCCAGAUUCCAGCAAUAUAACAAAUAGAUUACUCACAUAAAUACAAAUGUUUUAAAUAUAAAAGAACUUAUG
Molecule: messenger RNA, 2553 nt
Organism: Ciona intestinalis (vase tunicate)
Lineage: Eukaryota; Metazoa; Chordata; Ascidiacea; Phlebobranchia; Cionidae
Source: RefSeq, a predicted model, not a curated record